Molecule: messenger RNA, 2130 nt
Organism: Menidia menidia (Atlantic silverside)
Lineage: Eukaryota; Metazoa; Chordata; Actinopteri; Atheriniformes; Atherinopsidae
Source: the annotation of a GenBank genome assembly
AUGUCAUGCAGUCGGGUCCAAGGGUCGUGCGGGGGUCGGAUCGAGAAUGUGGACGCCUGCCUCAGUUUCCUUGACGCCAGAGGAGUGAAUGUACAAGGCCUCUCAGCAGAAGAGAUCAAGAAUGGCAACCUGAAAAGCAUCCUUGGUCUCUUCUUCAUCCUGUCGCGCUACAAGCAGCAGCAGCAGCAGCAGCAGCAGUACUACCAGUCCCUGGUGGAGCUCAGCCAGCAGAGCAGCAGCACCAGCAGCACCACCGCCUCCACCAGCAGCCUCAAGACGCAAGACAUGCAGUCCAGUGGCGAACAGGCUGACCCCUUGGUGUGGCGCUCCUCACGCCUGCCCACCGCCGUGUCUCGCGACAGGAAGAGUCGUUUGCCAUACGGGAGAGCUAACAGCGUGGCCAAGACGGAGCCGUCUCAUAGCUCGAGCACAGCAGAGCAGCUCUCUGUGCUCCUUUUAAGAGGAGUGAGACGGUUUCAGCACCAGACCUCUCACUGGACUUCCCUGUGGUUCCAUCUGAGAGGAACUGACAGGAAAAGGACCGUUUCGGAUCUCCUCUGCUUUGUUCACAGUCUCACCGCCCGAUAUGCAAGUCCUCCAGGCCACAGUGGAAUAGGGUCACCACAGAAGAAAAACACAAGAUUACCAGGACCCUCCAGAGUACCUGCUGCAGGCAGUGGGGCCUCCAGGAGCCCAGGCUCCUCCAACCUGAACCGCCGGAGCCAGAGUUUCAACAGCAUCGACAAGAGCAAGCCUCUACAGUAUGCAAGUGGCAAUGAUAGAGAGGCGGUGAGGGGCAUCCCAGUGCCCGGUGGGAUGAACGGGAGUGGGCCUGGUGGGAUGGUUCCCACCAGCCUCAGUGGGCAGCAGCUGGCCUCUGCCAUCCCUUCACCCUCAGCCGGCAAGACCUGGCGCAGCAAGUCCAUGAACCUGAAGCACAGCGCAACUUCAUCCAUGCUGGCCAGCCCUACACACUCCCCGUCCACCACUCCCUCGCCCCAGGCUCAGGAAGGCCUUCUGUCCCACGGGGGCGAAGGGUCAAAAUUCGGGUCAGGCGUCAAUCCCCCCCAGAGGUCAAUGCUGGAGAAGUUCCGCCUAAUUAACCCUCGCUCGGCCUCGAGGGCAUCGCCAUCUAUGGCAGAAAUGGCGCUGCAGGAGGAAGAUGAUCUUUCGGAGUAUGGAGAGGAGGGACUGACACCCACAGGCUCGGUGUGCAGCAGUGGUAGUAGCAGUGCUACGGCCAAACAAGUCCCCACAAAGACCCCCGCAUCAUCCGCCACUGCAGCCAACAAAACCUCGUCUCCGUCCACUUCCUCGUCAUACCCAAAGGCCUCUGCGUGCGGCAGCAAAUCUGUGGCCUCCGGCAAAGACAAAGAAGACAGAGGCAAGUCCGGGAAACCUUCCAAGGACAACUCUCCUGCUAAAGAGGAGCGUGAGGUCUUUGCAGACUCCACCAAAAAAAGCUCCAAAAUAGCCAGCCUUAUACCGAAAGGAGGGAAAUCCUCGUCGGGGAAAAAAGACGGCGGAACCGCUUCGGCUUUGAGCGGCAUCCCAAAACCAGGACUGAAAGCUCCCUCCACGACAUCAGCAAAACCUCAGAGCCAGUCCCAGAUGCAGAACCAGGCCACCUUAAACAACAGUGGCAACAUGAGGGCAGGAGAGGGAGAAAGAGCCAAGCUGACCAAAGGAGGCCAAGGAGGGAGUUUUUACAUCCAGCGCCCCGCCGGUGGCUCUGAGAGCAAAAGGACCAGCAUGACCUCAUCGACUAGCACCUCAGCCCUGUCGGGGUCCAGUGGAACCAUGGGAGGAGGAGGGGCGGCGCUGGGGGGGAACGGAGUGGUCCAGCUUCCCCAGCAGCAGCAGCACAACCACCCCAACACCGCCACCGUGGCGCCCUUCAUGUACAGGACAUUCUCAGAAAAUGACUGCACCAUGGUGGCCCCUGUCGACCCCUGCCUCAGUCCCACUAAGGGAGAACUAGUCUACAGCAAGACAGCCAAACAGUGCCUGGAGGAGAUAUCAGGAGAGGACCCUGAGACGAGACGCAUGAGGACGGUGAAGAACAUCGCUGACCUGCGGCAGAAUCUGGAGGAAACCAUGUCCAGCCUGCGGGGAACUCAGAUCAGCCAC